Amborella trichopoda is the source of this 1931-nucleotide messenger RNA. RefSeq names its product Tetratricopeptide repeat (TPR)-like superfamily protein (gene TPR8). The record is from RefSeq and is a predicted model, not a curated record. Gene Ontology annotation, biological process: post-translational protein targeting to endoplasmic reticulum membrane. Gene Ontology annotation, molecular function: protein binding; molecular adaptor activity. Lineage: Eukaryota; Viridiplantae; Streptophyta; Magnoliopsida; Amborellales; Amborellaceae. Gene Ontology annotation, cellular component: membrane; TRC complex.
UUUUAACGCUAGGUUGUGAUGAGGAUGAGUUUUGGCAUACAUCACCAAAGGGCGCUAGCACCAAAAUCCCUUCUAUGAGAUAAAGAAGGAAUAAAAUCUCAAUCUAUUUUCCCUCACUUCGAAGCCACCGGUGAUUUGUCUGUGGACAUAGAGAGGGAAAAGAGUAUAUAUGGCGCCAGUGCUCCAUUUUCAAAGCUCUCUCUCUACCGAAGCCUGAUAACUGUUUGCAACUUUCGUUCUCGUUUCUCUCUUCGCACCUUUUAUGAUUCAGUAAACUGAAUGCUGGUUUAGCCUUUCGCAGUAAAUAAUGGCAAAUUUAAGAAGUGAUUCCCCCCUUUGCCGUCGCAUUGUUCUUUCUUUCCUUGAAUUUCUCAACUCAGUCGAACCUGCUCCAGGCACUGAUUCUGAAGCACUUGAAGUUGUUAGAGAGUGCUUGGGGGAGUUUUUUAAGCUUAAUUCAUCUUCAGUUAAUGAUGUGCCACAACCAAAUUCACUCAUCAACAUUUUUAAUUCGCUGGAAGCAAGCGAACGUACCCCAAAUGCGAAUUUUGACCAUACGUCAACACCAGAAGGUGCAACUACUGCAACUACAGUUCAGCCUAUUUCCAUAUUCAAUGACACUGAGGCAUCAGCAUCCCUGAGUGCAGAUGGCAGCAAUGGUACACAAGUACCAGGAACUUCAAAAGAUGAACUGUUCGGGCUGUUUCUUGGUGCCCUUGAGAGAGAGCAUUUUUUUAACAACACAUCUGGGGAUGCUGACAAUAAUCAGCUCGCUAAAGCCAAGUGUGCAUUUGAUGACGCUAUCAAGGAACUGGAAAGCUCUGGUUGCAAACACUUUGAUGCCAAAGCCCUGGCUGAAGCAUUAAAGUCACUAGGAAACCGGGCGAUGCAAUCUAAGUUAUACACCAAUGCCAUUGAAUUGUAUACUUUUGCCAUUGCGCUCUGUGGGAGCAAUGCUGUUUAUUAUUGUAACAGGGCAGCUGCAUUUACCCAGGUCCAUAGAUAUAUUGAGGCCAUUCGUGACUGCUAUAACUCAAUCGAAAUUGAUCCUGAUUACAGCAAGGCUUAUAGCCGUUUGGGUCUUGCAUAUUAUGCUCAAGGGAACUAUAGUGAUGCCAUAAACAAAGGAUUUGCUAAAGCCUUGCUACUAGAUCCUAACAAUAGUCAUAUUCGAGACAACAUUCAGGCAGCUGAGGAAAAGUUGAAAGAGGAGUAUCUUAGAAGGGAAGGAAAUCAGGGUGCAGGGCCAAGCGAAAGCCAAGUCCGCAAUGGCCAAUCUGCCAGACCGAGAAACAGGAGUAUCCCAUUUCCUUCAAUGCCUUUCAAUGGUCCCCUUCCUACUGAUUUAGCAUCCAUGCUCAUGAACAUGGCCACUGGAGCAUAUAAUGUGCAGACCAGGCCACAAGGUUCAAACCAAGAAGAGACGGGUGAGCCUGAAAUCAGAAUUGAUGGGAAUAUAAGCCUCAAUUUUACGGCCUCGGAUACACCUGAAGAAGCAGCAGGUGCUUGGAGGUCUGUUAUGGACAUGUUUUCUAAUGCAGCAAGUGACUCUCAAGGUAGUCAACACAGGGAUUCAGCACCAAAUUAGUUCGUGAUUCGUAAGCCAAAUACCAUAGGAAUAUAGAGAAGAAAGAGAAGAGGUCUCUUUGUUUUGGGUGACUAGAAGGCGGCCUUUAGGCCUCUUGUAUUUGUUAAAUUAAGAGUAAACAAUCUUUUUCUGUAUGCUUGCUUCUUGUUUUUGGUUUGUUUGAUCGGAAUCCUGUGAAUUUCUUGGCGUUUUAGUAUGGAGUCAAGUACUUCUGGCCUUUCUAUUGUGUUUUUGAAAAUUAGAAAUAUCCUCAAUUUUCUUGUAAACUGUGAUUCUUGAGUGGCCUUGAUAGUGACCGUUAUUCCUUUAUGGUAGAGCGCAUUUCUUUUUUCUAUUUUCUUUA